GUCCGCAAUUGUGACUUCACCAAGGAAGACAAUACAAUGGUAUCUCUGCGCUACCCUUUCUUGUUUUCUCAGUCCCCAAAGCCCCCCAUCAACGGCCGACCCAAUGUUCACUCUCGCUCCUUCUCCGCCUCCGCCGUCGCGUGCUCCGUCGCCGCCGCUGGCGCCGCCUAUGCCAUCUCCCAAAACCCCGCUAACCCAUUUCUCCAAAAUGCUCUGAAUUUCUUGGUCUCAAAUUUCUGCAAUUACUCCUCUCCCUCCUGGGGCUCUCUCUCUCUAGCACCUGAUCCAUCUCCAAUCACUGAUCCAAGGACCGGCGUCUCGUUUCCUUCCGUUCUCGGAGAUUCUCGGCGGCUUCUCGGAAUUGGGUUGCGAAAAAAGAGUGUGCUGGGCUUGAAAAAAAUCGACGUCUACGCAUUCGGUGUUUACGCUGAUGAUGGUGAUAUAAAGAAAGUUCUGGGUGAGAAAUAUGGAAAUAUUUCUGUUUCUGAACUGAAGGAGAAGAACAAGGAGUUAUUUGAUGAUCUGAUGGAAAGUGAUAUUUGCAUGACUGUCAGACUUCAAAUUGUUUAUGGAAGAUUAAGCAUUCGUUCUGUACGCAGUGCUUUUGAAGAGUCUGUUGGAACCCGACUACAAAAGUUUGGUGGGGCAGAUAACAAAGAAUUGCUUCAAAGGUUCACAUCCCAGUUUAAAGAUGAAUACAAGAUUCCUCGAGGAUCGAUCAUAGAUCUCUCAAGGGAACAGGGCAAUGUGAUUCGCACGACAAUUGAUGGAAAUGUGGUAGGAAGCAUCCAGAGCAAACUUCUGUGCCGGUCAAUUUUAGAUCUGUAUAUCGGUGAUGAUCCAUUUGAUCGACAAGCUAAAGAAGACAUUAGGCAAAACUUGGCUUCUCUCGUUCAAAAGUAGAUUUCUGGUUUUGAAAAUCUACGGAAAAGCAUGUGAAAAAUUUUGCCUGGCCAUUUAGAUUGUACUUUUAAAUGGCACUAUAUAUUCAUCCGCGUGCGUUAUGUGCAUGUGGUGAUUGGAACCCUUCUAGAGUUUUAUUUUCCGGAUAUGUGAGUUAUGUGACUGUUCUAACAUACGUUAUGUUGAAGAUUUUCUCAAAAAUGCUUUCUCUCAUUCGGAUGUAUUUAUUUGCUUUCUUGUUUUGA
Messenger RNA from Camellia sinensis, 1148 nucleotides. It is a transcript of the gene FAP1, whose product is annotated as Chalcone-flavanone isomerase family protein. Gene Ontology annotation, cellular component: chloroplast stroma. Lineage: Eukaryota; Viridiplantae; Streptophyta; Magnoliopsida; Ericales; Theaceae. The record is from RefSeq and is a predicted model, not a curated record. Gene Ontology annotation, molecular function: intramolecular lyase activity; fatty acid binding. Gene Ontology annotation, biological process: fatty acid metabolic process.